Cryptomeria japonica (Japanese cedar) is the source of this 1263-nucleotide messenger RNA. RefSeq lists its product as uncharacterized. The transcript has 2 exons. The record is from RefSeq and is a predicted model, not a curated record. The coding region runs from base 163 to 660 and encodes 165 amino acids. NCBI's taxonomy places the organism in Eukaryota, Viridiplantae, Streptophyta, Pinopsida, Cupressales, Cupressaceae.
CUCAUUUGGAGUUCCAAAGCUGAGCGUCCAAGUUGGGAAUUUCAAGGAUACCAUGACUCUCAUCAUCUAAAGCACUUAAUAGUACUUCUCACUCUGAAUGGAAAUGAUAAUGCUGCUACAAAUGUUAGUGCAGUGGUAAGAAUUAACAUCAACAAACAUGUCAUGUUUUACAAGUAUGAUUCAAAUGCAUUUGGGGUUAUGUGUACAGGGCACAGAGAAGUUUCUCAGAGUGUUAUAAAAGAGAUGAAACUGCAGCUCACAAAGCUGUAUAGUCUUGGGCUAAGGAAUUUUCUGGUGUCAAAUAACAUGCCCUUUGACUUUCAACCUGGUUAUUUACAGUCUGGAGCAGUAUGCUUCAACAUAACAAUGGAGUUAGUGUCCACCCACAACAACUAUAUAUCACAAGCUAUUUCAGAGCUGAGUGAACUUGAAGAUACCAACUUCCUUAUGCUUGAUUUCUUUGUAGCCUUCUCUCAUAUAAUCUUGAACCCAUUUGCAUAUGGAAUCCAUGAGAUGAGUAGAUUGUAUUGUUCUAGAGCUGGAAACAUGAGUAGCUCCAUUGUUGGGUGUGCUGAAGAGCUCUUUUUCAUCUCUGCAAGUCUCAUGAGGAAUUUUCCUUUUUUGAUUGGUACCAUCCUACUCAAAAGGGAUGGCAAGUGAUGAUAAAUCUUCACUACUCAAAUUGUGGGUUUGUUCAAGAUGGUUCUUCUUCUCGUCUUCAAUCAUUAGCGGAAUGGCUUUCGAAGAGGGCGGGAUUGGAUUCUUAUCCUCCCAGAUUUUAACAAAAAAACAUCCAUGGAAAAGUGAAUCAUAAACAUUAAAGUUGGGAUCACGAAUUGUCCAUUAUAAUCAAUUCUUCAAAAGAAAUAUACAUUCUAUUGCAAGAUGAAAAAACUUUCGUAUUGGUACCGUAUUUUAAUGGCUUGAUCAUCACCAAGAAUUCUUUAUUCAUGAUUAGGUCCAUAGAGUGUCCUCUCUACAAUAGAUUUUAAACAGUAGAUUUGGGAUUGUUUCAUUAGUGGGUUAGUGAUUGGCUUAGUUAGGGUUUACAAAUAGGUCACAAUUUAGCAUACACAAUAUCUUAUACUCAUAACUUAGAGGUAGUCUUAUAUACCCCGCACAUACUUUGUCUUGAUAUUUUUAUUUUGUUGUUGGCAUGGUUUCUCACUUCAUGCAAGAACCUUAUGGACUUCAUUGGAACACUACCAAACAUGUACUAUAUUAUGUGAUGGGGACAUACUCAUUUGAGAAACAUUAUUAGAU